Chlamydomonas reinhardtii is the source of this 826-nucleotide messenger RNA. RefSeq lists its product as uncharacterized. NCBI's taxonomy places the organism in Eukaryota, Viridiplantae, Chlorophyta, Chlorophyceae, Chlamydomonadales, Chlamydomonadaceae. The transcript has a single exon. Gene Ontology annotation, cellular component: nucleosome. Gene Ontology annotation, molecular function: protein heterodimerization activity; DNA binding; structural constituent of chromatin. The record is from RefSeq and is a predicted model, not a curated record. The coding region runs from base 33 to 440 and encodes 135 amino acids.
UACUUCUUUACCCAACAAGUAUCACAGCUAAAAUGGCCCGCACCAAGCAGACUGCCCGCAAGUCCACCGGCGGCAAGGCGCCCCGCAAGCAGCUGGCCACCAAGGCCGCUCGCAAGACCCCCGCCACCGGCGGUGUGAAGAAGCCCCAUCGCUACCGCCCCGGUACCGUGGCGCUGCGCGAGAUCCGCAAGUACCAGAAGUCGACUGAGCUGCUGAUCCGCAAGCUGCCGUUCCAGCGCCUGGUCCGUGAGAUUGCCCAGGACUUCAAGACCGACCUGCGCUUCCAGAGCCAGGCCGUGCUGGCGCUGCAGGAGGCCGCCGAGGCCUACCUGGUGGGUCUGUUCGAAGACACCAACCUGUGCGCCAUCCACGCCAAGCGUGUGACCAUCAUGCCCAAGGACAUCCAGCUGGCCCGCCGCAUCCGUGGCGAGCGCGCGUAAGCGUGCUGUCAAGGCCUCCUGGUUUGCGCCUUGAAGGGGUUGUUCUCAACCCCAACAAAACUCGGUGUUUCUCAACACCACCUUUACAGAGGAACGGUUUCUUCACUCGUAUGUAUGCAAUCUGGGGGGGAUUUGUGGACGGCCGCGGUGAUGGGGUCAGGGGUACGCCUGCGAAGCACGGUAGUUAAUUUUCAGUUGCGUAGGGCACGCGUGACGCUAUUAGUGCAGAUUGUGAUCUUCAUGUGUUGUGGCAACACCCAAAGGCCAAAGGGCCUGCAGGAAGUCAUGGAUGGGGGACUUGGCUCCAACACGCAGGGGAAAGGGCGGGCUUCCUGGGGCUCUCCAUGUAGGGGCGGGGAAAUCGUUGCAUUGGGGAAACCCUUGUC